Molecule: messenger RNA, 1698 nt
Organism: Prosopis cineraria
Lineage: Eukaryota; Viridiplantae; Streptophyta; Magnoliopsida; Fabales; Fabaceae
Product: putative disease resistance RPP13-like protein 1
Exons: 4
Coding region: 1-1698 (565 amino acids)
Biological process (GO): defense response to other organism
Molecular function (GO): ADP binding
Source: RefSeq, a predicted model, not a curated record
AUGGUGGAAGCUGAAUCUCAAUCUAAUACUAUGACACGCAAGGUACGAAACCUCUUAACUAAUUCUGCUGGUUCAUUUGACAAGGAAAUCCAAUCAAGGAUCAAACAAGUCCUUCACACCUUAGAAUAUCUGGAAAGUAAAAAAGACAUACUAGGAUUGAAAGAAGGUGGGGGUGCCAGUGGAGGAUCAGUGAGAAAGUUUCCAACAACUUGCUUGGUGGAUGAAGCUGGAAUUUAUGGUAGAAAUGGAGAUACAGACGCCAUCAUUGAUGACUGGUUGCUAUCACAACAAUAUAAUAGCAGUCAGCUUUCUGUCCUUUCCAUUAUGGGUAUGGGAGGAUUGGGUAAAACCACUCUUGCUCAAUGUAUUUACAAUGAUGUGAGAGUGCAAGAUGAAUUUAAGCUCAAAGCAUGGGUGUGUGUUUCUGAUAACUUUGAUGUCACCAGGGUGACUGGAGCAAUUAUUGAGGCAAUAACUUUGUCUAAUGAUGAUAGUAAAGAUUUAAAUGUGCUACAAAAUAAAUUGAAGGGAAUGUUGAUAGGAAAGAGAUUCCUCCUUGUCUUGGAUGAUCUUUGGAACGAGAAAUUUAUUGAAUGGGAGGCCUUACAUACCCAUUUCAAAUUUGUGGCUUCUAGAAGCAAAAUUCUUUAUGCUUUGCUUGAUGGAGAUGCCCCCUUUUCAAAUCCUAAUUUUGAAGCUAUUGGCAAGAAAAUUAUUGAAACAUGUAAGGGGUUGCCUUUGGCGUUAAAGACAAUUGGGAGCCUACUGUACACAAAGUCAUCUAUUGAGGAAUGGAACGACAUUUUGAAAAGUGAGGUAUGGGAGGAGGGUACCAAUAUUCUUCCUCCUGCAGCUUUAAGAUUGAGCUACCAUCACCUUCCAUCUCUUCUCAAGAGAUGCUUUGCUUAUUGUUCUGUAUUUCCCAAAGAUUAUGAAUUUAGCAAAGAGCACCUUGUUGAGUUGUGGAUGGCUGAGAAUUUUUUUAGUGCACAACAAGGAAAAGAGUUAAAGGAUGUAGGAGAUAAGUUGUUUCAUGAUCUCUUAGCAAGAUCGUUUUUUCAGCAAGCAAGUGGAGAUAAAAUGUCUUACAUCAUGCACGAUCUUAUUAAUGAUCUAGCAAAGAAUGUUUCUGGAGACUUUUGUUUUAUGUUGCAGGAAGGUAAAGCACGAUAUGCCUCGAAAGCUACUCGCCACUUUUCAUACACAGAGAGCAUUUGGGUGAUUCUGCUAAAAAAUUUGAAGUUAUAUGCGAUACUAAGAAAUUGCGCACUUUCAGGCACGAUUCAUGGCUAUGCAAACAUUAUUGAAUUGCCCAAGUCUAUUGACAAUCUCAAACAUCUAUGUUAUUUGAAUAUUUCAAAAACUCCAAUAAAAAGAUUACCAGAUUCAAUCUGCUUACUUUACAACUUGCAAACAUUAAGGUUGGAGUUUUGUAAGGAUUUGGAAGAAUUGCCAAAUGAUUUGCAUAAACUAAUAAAUUUGCAACAUCUUGAUUUUCGUGAAACUAAGUUUGCUGAUAUUGGUCUUGUUGACUCUUCUCGGAUUCAUCUCAAAUGCAAGCUUCCUCUGUUUUGCUACAACGAAACAGAGCACUGGUUUCGCAGGGUUUCUGCCAAAAAAAUCUCGCAGGGUUCCAUGAAACUACCGAGGACCUCUAAAGAUUUGCAGCAGCUUAGAGUCUUUAGAGGUCCAAAAUGA